CCACGGAAGCGAGGCGGUGGCGGGUGUGCGCGGACAGAUUAGCGCGCCCCUGACUCAGCAAGAACGCGCGCCCUGGGGGGCCGCCACCCUCACAGCGACCUCCGGACACAGGCGCGCCCCGGCCGGAGUCUAGUCCAGACGGGGGCGGGGCUGCCGAGCCGGAGGCGGGGCCUGCCGGGCGGAGCGGCGGUCACGUGUGUACACAGGCCCGCGCUGCGCGCUGUGCGCCCCACCGCCUCCUCCGGCCCCGAAUUGCGCGAGGCGGCGACUGCGUGCCCCAGGCCCAGCGACCCGCCCUGCCGAGCCCCCACCAUGUGGAGCUGCAGCCUGCUCAAUGGCACAGCCGGGGGUGAGGGCCAGCAACUCUGCCAGCACCUCCACCUGGUCCUGUCCGCCUUCUCCCUGCUCUAUCUGGCUGUUGGUGUCCCGGUUGGCUUGGGCUGCAACGCCCUGCUGGUUCUGGCAAACCUGCAUGAACAGAGCAGCAUGACCAUGCCCGACGUCUACUUUGUGAACAUGGCCAUGGCAGGCCUGGUUCUCAGCAUCCUGGCACCCAUGCACCUGCUGGGCCCCACAGCCUCUGCGUGGGCCCUGUGGGGCUUUAGCAGCGAGGCCCACAUCACAGUGCUGGUGCUGUUCAAUGUGGCCUCCCUGGUGACCAUGUACUCCACGGCCCUGCUCAGCCUGGACUGCUACAUUGAGCGUGCUCUGCCACGCACCUACAUGUCCAGCGUCUACAACACCAGGCAUGUGUGCGGCUUCAUCUGGGGUGGGGCCCUGCUCACCAGCUUCUCCUCCCUGCUCUUCUACAUCUGCAGCCAUGUUGCCGCCAGGAUUGCCGAAUGUUCCAAGAUGCAGGACACGGAGGCUGCAGAUGCCAUCAUGGUGUUCAUCGGGUACCUAGUGCCCACCGUGGCCAUGCUCUAUGCUCUCGUGCUCAUCUCUCGGAUCCAGAAGGAGGACACGCCCCUCGACCAGGAUGCAGGGAGGCUGGACCCCUCAGUGCACAGACUUCUGGUGGCCACCGUGUGCAUGCAGUUUGGGCUCUGGACACCUCACUACCUGACCCUCCUGGGGCACACGAUCCUCACCUCGAGGGGGAAGCCCAUUGAUGGGCAUGCCUUGGGGACACUGCUCUUCGCCAAGGACUUGUCCCGACUCCUGGCCUUUUCCAGCAGCUCUGCAAUGCCGCUGCUCUACCGCCACAUCAACAGGGAAUUCCCUAGCAAACUCCGGCGGCUGGUGAAGAAAAUGCACUGUGGGCAUCAGAGCUGUCCCCCUAACCAGGCGGCUCUACAGCAGGUGACGGCAUAGAGGCCUGAGUGCCGGCCCUGCAGGUGCCAUUACCACCUGCUUCAGCUGGCUGGCAGAAGUGUCUGGGGGCGCACACCCUGGGGGAAGUUCUGCGGUCAAGCCUGAGGCUGGGGCUCACCACCUGGUAGGUGAGGCAAGUGACUGCAGUGGACGUAUUGCACCUUGUCCCUCACAUGCUCCCAGCUCUCCCAGGAGAUGCACUGAGCAGGAGGCGGUGACAUGUUCUCCUGCAGUUGUCUGUGUUUCUCCAAAAAAGACCACCAUCAGGCCAAGGCCAUGCUGUGUGGGGUGUGCAGACACGUGUCAGCCCCUCUGUGUGCAUAGGUCUUCCCUGCACACACACCAGUCAGGUCCACACCCUAGACCACCCACGGACUUUCAACACCAGACUUUCUAAUGAAGCAAUGAAAAUUUAAAGCCAGUAUUUAUACUCUGCAUUGUUAAAAUACUUGAUUCCCACCUUAUUUUAUUUUUGUUUAUAAAAAGAGACAUUUGGUAGAAGAGUCACAAGUGUUAGAAAAGUACUGAAAUGAAGGAGUGGCACCCAGAGCACACGUAGCAGGUGGGCGGGAGGGUGCUGAGUGUGCGCGUGGUAGAUGCAGGCAUGCGGGCUGAGGCUGCAGAGCUUAAGUGCUUCAGAGAGAGGACAGUCAGCGUGGCAGGUUUGAAGCAAGGAGCAGUGAAGUGGCACAGAGGUUGGCUCUCUCCUUAUCUACUCCCCUCCCAGGUGACACCAGUUGGCCUUUUGCAGUAUGGCUCUGUCCUAAAUUAACUUCCUAAAGUGCACACAAAACCAGAGAAUAUAAAUAAACUGAAGACAACUGCCGUUGGGACAUCUCACCUGACAUAGAACCUGGAGGGGCUGCCAGGGAAGGGGGGGGGGCCGUGUCUGGCCCCAGGGCCCCCCCAGGCAAAAACGCCCUCUUGCAACCAUCAGCUCCCUACUGACUGGCCUGCUCAGUGGGGCAGUAGCUGGUGUGAGCUGGACGGCAGCCCCAGGGGGGGCAGAGCCCAAACACCCAAUCCUUCCACUGCUCCUCCUGCUGCAAACAUCCCCUUCACCUGUGGAAAUGGGCCGAGCCACCCGCUUGCCCCCACCCCAUGCCUUAUGGUUCAGUUACAGGCCAGCAACUCCUGUCCCCAGACCCUUUAAAAACAGAUUACUUUUCAAGUAUGGCAAGUGUGAAGUGGUCUGAGGUAUUUUUUGGAAGAGAGGUGUGAUUAGGGGUGCUGCCCCACCCGCCAUGGCCUGCCAUAUACAAGGCAUGCAGACGCCAGGCACAGACCAGCACACGGUGUUUGCUGAAGGGAGAGUGUGAGCUUGGACAUCCCUUAAAUACAGCUUAUUCUCAAUGUGAGUCUCCUUAUAAUACUCGGUUGAAGAGGAAAAUACUUGACCUGGAACUGGUGAUCUGGUAGCUCUCAUCCUGUUCUUAGGUUUGUGCAUCUGAAAAAAAUUGCUGUUUUGUUGUUGCUCAGCAAUGUACUAUAUUUUUCUUUUUACCUUUGAUCCCCUUUCCCUGUUUCCCUGCACCCCCGGCAACCACCAGUCUGUUCCCUGGUCCAUGACCGUGUUUUCUUGUUGAGAUUCUACACUGAGAUCAUUCAGUAUGUUUCUCUGUCUGGCAGAUCUCACCCACUGUACACCCUCUAGGUCCACACCCUU
Molecule: messenger RNA, 2980 nt
Organism: Manis javanica (Malayan pangolin)
Lineage: Eukaryota; Metazoa; Chordata; Mammalia; Pholidota; Manidae
Gene: GPR146
Product: G protein-coupled receptor 146
Biological process (GO): G protein-coupled receptor signaling pathway
Cellular component (GO): membrane
Molecular function (GO): G protein-coupled receptor activity
Source: RefSeq, a predicted model, not a curated record